Messenger RNA from Penicillium pulvis, 1335 nucleotides. RefSeq names its product ornithine aminotransferase. Gene Ontology annotation, molecular function: pyridoxal phosphate binding; identical protein binding; L-ornithine transaminase activity. Gene Ontology annotation, cellular component: cytoplasm. The record is from RefSeq and is a predicted model, not a curated record. Lineage: Eukaryota; Fungi; Ascomycota; Eurotiomycetes; Eurotiales; Aspergillaceae. The transcript is spliced from 3 exons. The coding region runs from base 1 to 1335 and encodes 444 amino acids.
AUGGGCUCCAACGGUCCCAACGGUCAGCACGCCAAUGGCAAACUCUCGAGCACAAAUCGCGCUGCUACCACCGAAGCUGCCCUUCUGGCCGAAAACAACUUUUCCGCCAAGAAUUAUCAGUCGCUUCCCAUUGUAUUUUCCCGUGCUCAGGGAGCCUCCGUCUGGGAUCCUGAGGGAAAACAUUAUCUCGACUUCCACUCUGCUUCCACUGCCCUCAACCAUGGCCAUUGCCACCCAAAGCUCGUCGCUGCACUUGUCGAGCAGGCAUCACGACUAACCCUCACCUCCCGUGCCUUUCACAACGAUGUAUACCCUCAAUUCGCCGAGAUGAUGACCAAACUCUUUGGAUACGAUAGGGUUCUGCCCUCCAGCACUGGUGCGGAAGCUUCCGAAACUGCUAUCAAGGUUGCUCGAAAAUGGGCGUAUAAGAUCAAGGGGGUUCCUCAGGACCAAGCCAUUGUUCUCGGUGCGGCGGGCAACCAUCACGGACGAACAUUGGCCUCGAUUUCCUUGGCCUCUGAUGAUAUGUCACGGGAGAAUUACGGCCCAUUGAUUCCUAACGUUAGCUGCUCCAUUCCUGGAACUGAUAAGCUGAUCAAGUAUAAUGAUAAAGCUGCAUUACGAGAGGCUUUUGAGGCAGCAGGCUUCAACCUGGCUGCCUUUGUAAUUGAACCUAUACAAGGCGAUGCAGGUGUUAUUGUGGCCGAUGACGAUUACCUCCAGGAGGCCAGAGCCCUCUGUGACGAGCAUAACGUUUUGUUGGUUUGCGAUGAGAUCCAGACCGGUAUUGCUCGGACUGGAAAGUUGCUCGGUCACUACUGGAGCGGAAUCAAGCCUGACAUGGUGCUUCUGGGAAAGACUAUGACUGGUGGCAUGUACCCUGUUUCCUGUGUUCUGGGUAACAACGAAGUGAUGCUCACCGUUGAGCCUGGAACCCAUGGAUCGACCUACGGAGGUAAUCCCCUCGGUGCGGCAGUCGCCAUGCGUGCGCUUCAAGUUGUCGAGGAAGAACAUUUGAUUGAGCGUGCUGAGCACCUUGGUAAUGUUCUACGUGACGGUCUGAGGGCUAUCCAGGCCCAAAGCCCCAUGAUUGAAACAGUGCGUGGUAGGGGGUUGCUAAAUGCUUUUGUCAUCGAUCAGUCCAAAACCAAUGGACAUACGGGUAUAGAGCUAUGCGAGCUCAUGAAAAAGAAGGGACUUUUGCUCAAAUCCAGCCGAACAGGUGUCAUCCGCAUUGCCCCUCCCCUCGUCGUCACCGAUGAAGAGCUCGAGCGAGGUCUCGACAUUAUUAAGCAAUCCAUACAAGAGCUCCCUAGUCUCCCCAAGUCUACAUAG